Molecule: messenger RNA, 1404 nt
Organism: Merops nubicus (carmine bee-eater)
Lineage: Eukaryota; Metazoa; Chordata; Aves; Coraciiformes; Meropidae
Gene: TMPRSS2
Product: transmembrane protease, serine 2
Exons: 12
Coding region: 1-1404 (467 amino acids)
Biological process (GO): protein autoprocessing
Cellular component (GO): membrane
Molecular function (GO): serine-type endopeptidase activity; protein binding
Source: RefSeq, a predicted model, not a curated record
AUGACCUCUACGGUAGCUCCACCACCGUACUAUGAAAAUCAUGGCUUUCAGCCAGAAAACAUUUAUUCUGCCAGGCAGCCAGUAGGUGCUAACCCGUAUCCACCAUACUUCUCGACAAGUGCUCCAUCUGUGCCAAGCUGUGUCCCAAGGGUUGUUACCCAUCAGUCCAGUAGGCCAGUAGCAAGUUCUUCUGGGAGGACAUGUGCAUCAACUGUAAAGAAAAUCAUAAUCAUUAUAUUAUCCAUUUUAAUAGUAAUUUGUUGUGCAAUUGCGGCUUUCUUCAUCUGGUAUUUUGUAGACAAUCGUUGCAUGAGCUCCUUAAUAGAGUGUGGAUCUUCAGGAGUGUGCAUUCCACCCUCGCAGUGGUGUGAUGGAGUGAGUCACUGUCCCAAUGGGGAGGAUGAAACCCGGUGUGUUAGACUUUUUGGACCAAACUUUAUCCUGCAAGUUUAUUCACCUAUCAGCAAAUCCUGGUAUUCUGUUUGUCAGGAUGGUUGGAAUGAUGAUUAUGGGAAGACUGCAUGUAAAGACAUGGGCUACAAUGUAGAUUCAUAUUACUAUAGUCGAGGAGUAGCAACCGAAGUCAGCUUUAAAAGCUACAUGAAGCUGAACACAAGUGCUGGGAAUAUAGACUUGUACAAAAAGCUGUAUAGCAGUGAUUCCUGUGGAUCAGGAAAUGUGGUUUCUCUGCGCUGCAUAGAGUGCGGCCUGGCUACUAAGAGCGUGAGCAUCAUGAACAGAAUCGUGGGUGGCAGCGGGGCGGUGCUGGGGCAGUGGCCGGGGCCGGGCAGACGAUUUUCUGACCCAUUUGGCUGGAGGGUUUAUGCUGGGAUUCUGAAUCAGAAUGAGAUGCUCUUAGGAAAAGGAUACAGAGUGCAACAGAUAAUUUCCCAUCCAGAUUAUGAUACAGAUUCUAAAGACAAUGAUGUUGCCCUCAUGAAGCUAGAGACACCCCUGAGUUUUACUGAUACAGUACGACCAGUUUGUCUGCCUAAUCCAGGAAUGAUGUUCCAGCCUAAUCAGCAGUGCUGGAUAUCUGGAUGGGGAGCAGAAUACCAAGGAGGUAAAACAUCAAAUAACUUGAAUUACGUUAUGGUGCCCUUAAUAGAACAUGCUAGAUGUAAUUCUGUCUAUAUCUAUAAUGGCAUGAUUUUGCCUACAAUGAUCUGUGCUGGAUAUCUAGGAGGAGGAUAUGACUCCUGUCAGGGUGACAGUGGAGGUCCGCUAGUAACUAACAAAAACUCCGUGUGGUGGCUGGUUGGAGAUACCAGCUGGGGAACUGGCUGUGCUAGUCCCAAUAGACCUGGAGUGUAUGGGAAUAUGACUGUAUUUACAGACUGGAUUUAUAAAAAUAUGCAGGUAAAAGAUUUGGGUGUCUUUAACUUCAAAUAUCCCAACUCCUGA